AUGGUGGAAUUUGGGGAGAUUCUGAAAACUAUUGGCGACUUUGGUUUCUUCCAGAAGCUCAUCACUAUCGGGCUAUCUCUCCCAAACUUCCUACUACCCAUUACCUUCUCCAGUUUUCUUUUUGUGGAGUCAGAUCCAGAGCGACACUGUAACACAGACUGGAUCCUUCGUGUGGACUCCAACCUGACCAAAGAGGAGCAGCUGAACCUGACUCUGCCGCGGGAGAAGGAUGGGACUUUUAGCAGGUGUGAGAUGUUUAGACCUGUGGACUGGAACAUCAGUACCAUCAAGGAGUAUGGGCUCAAUGAGACUACAAGGUGCCAGGAUAGAUGGGUGUACUACAGCAGGCUUUAUGAGUCCACCAUAGUCACUGAUGUAAGUGAAGAAGGAAGCGUGAUUCGUUGUCUUUACCUUUAUAUAUUAUUUAUACAUUCAUAAAGGUAUUUAUUAUAUAAUUGCCAUUUAUAAUUCUGUGUAAUAGUAAACAUUUAUAUGUUUAUGAUGUAUACUAUGUCUGUAAUCAUGCAUAAUCACCCAAAUGAUACGAUCUUCACCACCACAGGUGAGUGCAUAUAUUGCAUACCUUUCAAUAUUUUCUAUCAGUGUUCCUAAAAGUCUUAUGAUUUUCCAGCCAAACUUUUAGACUGUAACUAAAGUCACUGACACUUUCUCUGCCUCCUGCAGCUUUUCUGUGCAUCAGUCCCACUGAAUGUCCAGUAUGUUUGUGGUUUUUCCACUGCCCUUUUUCUUAUUGCAGUGAUAACCUUAUAAUGGUUAACGCAAAGACAAUCCAACUUCCCUUAGGAAUUACUGAUGUACACCUUUUAUUCCUUUUCCAGUUUGAUCUUGUCUGUGGCAGGUCAAACAUGACUGAAAUUCUGCAGACAAUCUUCAUGACAGGUUUACUUGCUGGCUCUUUUGUCUUUGGACCUACAGCUGAAUCGUGAGUAACAUUUUUACAUUUGACUCUCUUGAACAUCUGUGGAUUAGGUAUAGUAUCGUCUGAGUGUAAACAGAGAAACACAAUAUGAGUUUUCACAGUGACAAAAUGAAUGAGGAACUAUUGGUCUGUGUCAAUUUUGGCACCCCCUUGUGGACAAGGUAGUCUUUACUUAUCUGUCUUUUAUUGUGCUUAAGUAGUGUCCUCUAACAUAAAGAAUUAGCUGCUCAUUUUCAACAGUCAUAUGUUUAAUGUAUUUGUGAGUAUCUCCUCUGGAAAUUGAAAACAGGGCUGCUUCUUCAGCUUAACAGCUGCCACCAACCCCUCAUACAAGUUUGAGGCAUUAAAGAUCACGACGCAAAAUUUGUCAGUCUUAUUGCUAAUGGUCUCAUUUGCAAUUAUAGAGAGACAUCAAUAUGAAUUUCUGUACAUUUUAAAAACAUCAGAAAACUCCUCACAGGAGCUUUAAUCAAGAAAACAGAUAAAAUUGGAAAAAUCAUUCAAAGAGAACAAAGUACAAACACAAGGUUUUCAGGCUUAAAGAGUCAUGGAGUGAAAUGAGGGGGUUUCUUUAUAUAAAUAUACAUCCCUGAAAGCUGGUGUGUCCAUGUUGUGUUGGUGGGAAGGGGGGGGGGGGGGGUCAUUCUGCAUCUCUGAUUUCCCAUCAGAGAUGCAGAAUGAGGCAAUAGCAGUGAUGAUAUCCUAUCUUUGAAAGACUUGUCAGGUCAGGCUUUAUUUCUUUCACUUUUCCUUUCACUGUCUACCUUUGUGUUUUACUUUAGGUUCGGCCGAAGACCAACCACCCAGAUACCGACUGUCCUUUUGCUAAUAUUCAUCGCAGCUGCUGGUGCGUCUCCAAAUGUCUAUGUUUACGCCAUGUCACAGUUCAUCGUUGGAGCAGCACUUGGAGGAUACAGAAUAAACUCAGUUGUUUUAGGUAUGACCAACCUCAUUGAACCUCACCAAAACUCCUGUAAUAUUUUCGUCAAAACUACAGGCAUCAAAUAGUUCUGAUUUUGAGGGACAGGUGCAAUAUUAAAAAUGUAAAAUGUGGAUUUACUUCUAACCUGAGGGCCAAACAUGGUCAACAUUUCAUCAAAACUGUCAACCUCCUUUUUGAAAAUUAUGUAAGGAAAACAGCAAUGAUUAUAAAUCAUUUGGAAAUUAAAAAAAGAUUUAAAAAAAGAUAAGUUUAGAGGCAAUCUGAGAUAGAAAAUUUUAUUUCAUUUUUUUAUUCUAUUUAUAUUUAUUAGUUCAAAAGAUCAGAGCAUAAUAUUAAAACAGAAAAUUAAUGCUUUUAGAGAGCAAAUACAUGAGGAGAACAUUGGAAUCAAUCAAUCAAAGCAUGAAAUAAAAAUCCAAUCAUGUUUGACUUGUACUCUUGAGAUGCAAAAUUGAAAACAUGAAAUAAAACACCAAUUAUUUUCCCCCACAUUCUUGACUAUUUUUCAAAUCUUCCUUACUCUUUAAAUUACCAGAUUUUUGUGGUUUAUUAAGGACAUUUUAAAUAAUGGUGCUAAUGUUUACAUUACUACACUGGAGGAAAUCUGCAGACUUCAUACUGGUGGGCCAAUAAUAAUACAAAUAUAAUAUGAUCUUGUGGGCCAAAUAUAAUUGUUCCACGGGCCAGAUUUGGCCCCCGGGCCUUGAGUUUGACACCUGUGCUCUAAAUGGUAGCAAGUUGUGGUCUGAUCCUGACCAGAGUAGCACAGCAGGCCCAUGAAUCUUGUUAACCACAAAAGAGCAAAGAUCAGUCAAUUUGUUGUUUGUGGCAAAUCCUUCUCUGUCCUAUUCUACUGAUUUCUUAUCAAUAUAGUAUUAUAUUACAAUGUUUCAUAUCAAAUCAUAUAUCAUAGCAAAUAUUAUAUCAUAUAUCAUUUCAUAUUAUAAAAUAUAUCAUAUAUCAUAUCAAAACAUAUAUCAUAUCACAAAUAUCAUAUUUCAUAUUAUAACAUAUAUUGUAUUGUAAUGUGACAUUGUAUCAUACAUCAUAUUAAGAAUACAUUAUAUCAUUUACAACACUUUAUAUUUUAACCUCUCCUUUAAUUGUGGUAUUUUAAUUCUGCUCGUAGCCACAGAGUGGAUCGGCAUCAGCAAAAGGUCCAUUGCGUCCUGUUUGAGCCAGAUGUUUGCAGGCCUUGGACAGUGUGCCAUGGCUGGUGUAGUUUAUGCUAUUCCUGAAUGGAGAACAGCACAGUAUGUCAUGGCGGGAUUGCAGGCUGUUGUGGUCUUGUAUAUAUGGUAUGUUUGGCAGGAUAUAUAUUUUUUCUCUUCCACAAAGUUUAAACAUUGAUAUUCUCAGCAAUUCUUGAGCUAAGACCAAGUUUGUGAUUAUAUUUUCAGGUGGAUCCCUGAGUCUGCAAGAUGGCUGCUUGGAAGAGGAAAAACUGAGGAAGCGAAGAAGCUGAUACGGAAAGUUGCAGCAAUCAAUAAACAGAAUAUCCCAGAGAAUCUGUUGGAUGAGGUAACUUAGACACGUCUAGAUGUGAUAGUACUUUUUAAAAUUCAAAAUCUGGCCUUGUAAGGAUAGUUAUGGGUUCAUCAGGAUGAUGUUGGGAAGCUUUGGGGAUCUUUUUUACCAGUUAUUGCAGAGCGUUGACUGUUUCGUUGAUCUUUGUCCUCUGAGAAAUGAACAUCAAAUAUUUUCAAGUGUAAUAAUGAAAUGUUUGCCCUCCAGGUUACUGCAGAGCGUGAUGUCCAAACUGGAGGAAUCAAAGAAAUUUUUGCCUCCGCAGUUCUCAUCAAAUAUGUUUUGAUUUUAUCACUUUCCUGGUGAGUCAAGUGCAUUUUGAAAGUUUUUUUUUUAUUUCUUUUUUUUUUUAGAUCCCUUUAACAUGGUUUUUUAAAUCAUUAAUUUUUCUAAAGGUUUUCAUUAAAUCUGGGCUAUUUCUGCCUGGUUCUGAAUGUGGGUAAGUUUGGUUUGAACAUCUUCCUGGUUCAGUUCCUGUUCGGGAUCUCCGAUACACCAGCACAUCUGCUCUCCAUCUGGAUCCUGGAGUAUGUGGGGAGGAAGAAAACUCUGAUAUCAACACUUCUGAUGGGCAGUUUUGUUUGCCUCUUAACUCUGGCUUUCCCCCAAGGUGAAUUUCCUCUUUUUCUCAUUCUGUCAUUGACUCCAUGUACCAGGGAACUACAUGUCUCCACCUCCUACUGUACAACAGUGAAACCAAAGUGUCCAACAUGAGAUGCUGCAUUAGUAAUGAAGUUUAGAGCUGAAGCCUAGGCAGAAAAAUCAGCUUCCACAAGCCAUAACACAGUCCAUGAAACCAGUACAUGAAGACAAAUCCAAAGUCAGCUGUUGGGACGUCUAAUAUAAUGUUGUGUCCUUCUCAGACAGUGCUGUUGUUAUCACAGCCCUGGUCACUACAGGAAAGUUCUUUUUGAGCUGGGCGGGGUCAGUGUGUAUGGUCUACAUCCAGGAGCUGUUUCCCACUUCUGUCAGGUAAACAACAUCUUAAAUAUAUAACUUAAUUCAUCUUACUACAAAUGAUAUUGACUCAGAAACUGUCUCAGGCAAACCGCUGUUGGUCUAGGCUUCAUCGCCUUUAGAGCAGCAGGUUUGCUCGCUCCGCUGCUCAAUAUGUUGGCUGUGUACCACUGGUCCAUUCCCAUUAUAGUCUUCAGCAGCUUGGUAGUGAUCAGUGGAGCUCUGGUCUUCCUGCUCCCUGAGACCAGCAGAACAGAGCUUCCUGAUUCAGCCAAGGACGUGCCGGGCAAAAGGUGAGUGAGCUGAAUGCCUUAAUCAUGCACUGGGGUCAUUUUGGCUUUUAUAUGGUGUCACUUACAAAAACACAGGGGUCUCUAGUGGGACUCAACUUGUUAUACCAGGAGAUUCAGCAUUUGGUCACUGUGGCAUUGUUUAUGCCUGAAAUGACUUUUACCUGAUUAGGUUCACCUCCACAAGUGGAAAGUAGUUCCAAUAUGAAAUUAUAAAACUUCGAUGAAAAAUGAAUUUGACAUUUUUGAAAUUUCAAACUUAUACAAUAUAAAUUAAAUAAACUGAAGAAGUCACUUUACUUUUGGAAAGAGUUGCCUUCCUGUUGAAUACCAUGAACCUGGUGUCACUGAACGUCUCUUAACGUGUCCUUUUAUUGCACUUUGUUGAAAGGAACUUUUAAUCUGAAUCCUUUUUUGUAUUUGUAGGAAUGUUUCCACCAAGAAGACAGGAAGUGACUCUGACAUGACUGAACUCCACAAACAGAAAUCUACCAAGCUAUAGAGGAAAACUGAACUUUGUUUUACUGUUCUUUUGUUAUUUUGUAACAUAAGCUUCAUGUGUAUUUUGAGAGUUGGACUUCAGUGUUGCUGAGUCAUCCUGUGUAUUUGCUCAUGUGAUCUGGCUGGCUACUGGACAGUUACUCAUGAUGUCUUCAUCCCUGUUGCUGCUGUUCUGUUCUGUUGUGAGAAAAACUGAGAGGAAAUUUACCUCUGACUUGUUUAUAGACUGCACAGACUAUCUCAGAGAGUUCAGAUCAGCAGAGAAUACAUCCAGAAAAUAAUAAAAAUAAAUAAUCCAAAAAGAAAUGAAUUGAAACUGCCAGUUUUGCACUUCAUGAUGUUAAAAUCAGUACCAGUGUAUUUGCCUGAGCAGAUGUAGCCAUCAAUGACAGCUACUUCUCAGACAGUUAUAGCCAGAUAAUCUUUUAUGCACAAUGUUGAAUUUUUGGCUAUGUCAUAUAUAUGCUGAUGUUUUCAAACACGAUUUGGCCAAUGUUGAAACCGAUAUAUUUACAUAUACAGUACGGGCCAAAAGUUUGGACACACCUUCUCGUUCAAUGUCUUUUCUGUAUUUUUUAUAUGACUAUUUACAUUGUAGAUUAUCACUGAAGGCAUUAAAACUAUGAAUGAACACAUGUAGAAUUUUGUACUUAUAGAAAAAGUGUGAAAUAACUGAAAACAUGUUUUAUAUUCUAGUUUCUUUAAAAUAGCCACCCUUUGCUCUUGAUGACAGAAGUACUUCGUGACUGACUCUGACAAGACACACCUGUGGAGUAAAAACCAUCUCAGGUGACUACCUCAUGAAGCUCAUUGAGAGAACAGCAAAAGUUUGCAGCGCUAUCAAAAAAGCAAAGGGUGACUACUUUGAGGAAUCUAAAAUAUAAAACAUGUUUUCAGUUAUUUCACACUUUUUUUCUUAAGCACAUGAUUCCACAUGUGUUUAUUCAUAGUUUUGAUGCCUUCACUGAGAAUCUACGAUUUAAAUAAUCAUGAGAAUAAAGACAGUGCAUUGAAUGAGAAGGUGUGUCUAAACUUUUGGCCUGUACUGUAUAUCAUUUUCCUAUUAUAAAAUGCAUUUUUUACUUCAUCAGGAAAAGAAAAACAUUGAUGAAGAGCAGGUUUGCUCCAAACAUCACUCUACUGGUGAAAAAAAAUUCAGGUACAAUGGAGCCCUGCAGUGUGUGAACUGUUUCCUUCUAUCUGCUCAUCAUGGUCAUCCUUCUGCUCGACAUAGCACCUGCUCAUUACAGGAGCUUUAAAUGAAGGUCUUAAUAUUAGAUUCCAUUUGUAUUCUGAUCUGCUAAUCCCUCAAAAAACUACAAACUGCACCUUUUAUAUUAUUAUCAUUAUAUAAGAUAAGUUUUCAGAUUGGACUUUGCUUACUUUUACUUGUGUGUGGACAAGAAAAAGAGUCCGAAGAGGUCAAAUCCUCAGGAACACGCGGUUAUCUUACUUUAUGACUGUAAUCACACACACACACACACACUCAUGUAUUUAUAUGAUUGGAUUUCUUUAAAUACUUUAAAUGUUUAGAGAGAAUUCACAAGAAUCAAAUGUUUCAGAAAACAGCUGUCAAACUUUCCUUUUUCGGUCUGCUAUUGUGUGCAGUUUUAUCAUUCUUUAUUGCAGGUUUUCCUCAGUCCUAGACUGUCAUGAAAGAUCAGUAUUAUGUAACAGGUUUACCUCUCAUGUAAGAGUGCCAGAGGGAAACAUCGGAUGAGUCAGCAUACUGUAAAAGUACUAGAAAGAUCAUCAGUACUUAAGAUAGCAAGUUGGAGUGCACUGUCUGCAACAAACUAUCCCAAUAGGCAGGUAUGGUUUUGUAGUAUUUAUGUUUUAUUGACACACUUAUGCAACCAGGACUGGACAAUGACACAGCAGUGUCCAGCACAGCCUCGUGGUAUUUUUUUUAUAGCUGCUAAACUGGAAGUAGCAGAUUUUAUACAGCGCCCUUAAACUGACUGUUUCUGUUUCUGUGGAGGUUGUCAAAGUGUUUAUAUGACUAUGAAGAAAAAGUUCAAGUUUAUUUAUCAAUCAAAAAAUGCAAACUAGAUCUAACUCUGCUGAUGAGGAAGAUUUUUCCCAGGUAAAAGUGCUGUUUGGUUAAAUAACCACAGAACCAGCUUUUUCUAGAGAGCGAAAUAACCAUUUACAUGCUGUCUCAUUUCUCCUGAAAUCUGCAGUCCAGGGUUUAAACAUUAAUGAGCAUUGUUUAAAGGUCAUCCUCAGACAGCAUCUUUCAGCCAAAGGACAGAGCUGUGAACAUGGCUGAUUUUGGAGAGAUUCUCCACAAUAUCGGAGAGUUUGGAUUAUUUCAAAAGGUCACACUAUUUGCUCUCUGCUUUCCAAAUCUUAUUCUACCUUUUCACUUCUCUAGUGUAUUUUUCAUCCAGUCAGAUCCAGAGCGGCACUGUAACACAGACUGGAUCCUCAGUGCUGAUCCUAACCUGACCACAGAGGAGCAACUGAACCUGACUCUGCCCCGGCAGGAGGAUGGGACCUUCAGCAGGUGUUGGAUGUUCAAACCUGUAGACUGGAAUAUCAGUGCCAUCAGAGAUUAUGGACUCAAUGAGACCACAGCUUGCCAGAAUGGAUGGGUGUACAGUAAAACACUGUAUGAAGCCACCAUAGUCACAGAUGUAAGUAAAUUGUGGAUGUUUGUAGUCAGACAAAGAUUAAGAUAAAUCAUCUUGAUUCACCAAGUGUGUUUGUUUCCUCAGUUUGAUCUGGUCUGUGACCAGGCUAACUUGUUGCAAGUGGCACAAACAGUCCUGAUGGCUGGAAUCCUCAUUGGCUGUCUCUUGUUUGGACCUUUUGCUGAAUCGUAAGUAUUUCUACUGGAAACUAUCUCUACAAUGUUUCCUUGAGGCUGUACCACCAUUUUAUUCUUAAACACACAGAAACGCACAGGUCUUACAUCAGGGGAGCUUUAUCUCUUUAUCUCUCUCAGGUUUGGUCGUAAACGUGCCGCUCAGAUUCCAUUUUGGAUAUUAUUCAUAUUUACUGUGACAACGGGAUUGAGCCCCAACUUCUAUUUCUAUUUGGCAUCCCAGUUCAUACUGGGUAUCGGCUAUGGAGGUUACAGACUAAACGGCGUCAUACUGGGUAAAGUAAAAUCUGUCAUUCUUUAUUUAAAAAAAUUGAGGCAUCUCUUUUUCUCAAGUCUUAUACAGUCCAGGCCAAAAGUUUGGACACACCUUCUCAUUCAAUGUCUUUUCUUUAUUUUUUUAAAUGACUAUUUACAUUGUAGAUUAUGACUGAAUGCAUCAAAACUAUGAAUGAACACAUGUAGAAUUUUGUACUUAUAUAAAAAAAGGGUGAAAUAUCUGAAAACAUGUUUUAUAUUCUAGUUUCUUUAAAACAGCCACCCUUUGCUCUUGAUGACAGAAGUACUUCGUGACUGACAGUAACCCUGACAAGACACACCUGUGAUGUAAAAACUAUCUCAGGUGACUACCUCAUGAAGCUCAUUGAGAGAACAGCAAAAGUUUGCAGCGCUAUCAAAAAAGCAAAGUGUGGCUACUUUGAGGAAUCUAAAAUAUAAAACAUGUUUUCAGUUAUUUCACACUUUUUUUUCUUAAGCACAUGGUUCCACAUGUGUUUAUUCAUAGUUUUGAUGUCUUCACUGAGAAUCUACGAUUUAAAUAAUCAUGAGAAUAAAGAAAGUGCAUUGAAUGAGAGGGUGUGUCCAAACUUUUGGCCUGUACUGUAUGCUGAGUCAAAAGUCAUUGCACUGUAUGUGUUGCUGUGUUGUGUGAAGUGAUACAGCUUUGAAAUGUCAUGUUUGAUACCGCUGACCCUGACUGCCACACUCUGUGCUGUAGUCCUGGAUGUGAUCCACAUGUGCUGGUUUUUGAAGGAUCUGUUGUUUUCAUUGAUACUUAACAGCAGAAUCUCAGCAGCUUUCUAUACCUGCUCAGAUACAUGUGGUCAAGAAGUGUGUCUGACUAAGUUUGUCUGAUAAUUAAAUUAAGGUCAGUUUCAGAUACACAAAGUGGGUCUCAGGAUGUCUGACUUGACUUGGGGCAGGUGGCCUCACUGGCAUUUGUCAGGUCUUCCCAAAGGUCUUCUUCACCGAUCAUCAAUGGUGCACCAGAUCCAGUCUGUUCCUGCAGGUUGCAUCUCACUGUUUGGGUUUCCACUCAUGGUCUCAGGACUAUUUCCCUGCUGGUUUCACAGGAUGCAGCAGUAGAUGUUUUAUACUCCCACAACCCUCCUCUGGGAGUAAAGCAUCUGUGCAAAAUACAGCACAGCAGGGGCUGCAGAUACACUUCUCAACACACUGCCUUCUGUAGAUCUCAUCCAUGCAGACAAUAAGUACAAUAGAACACACAGGAGCACCAAUGAUAUUUUCAGCUGGUGCCUUAUCAUUUCCACUGAUAGUGCUGACAAACUGCAGUUUAGCAGUCCACACACAUGCCUCAUAUACAGACAUUCCUUAAGCGAUUGGCUUCCAGCUUGUGGCUCCUUUACUGCAUAUCACUCCCUAUGUAUUGUACUGAAGUGUAACAAAACUCAGGCUCAUCUUAAUCAAAUAGGUGUUUACGUUCAUGUUGCAUAAGCUGCGUUUGAAUUGUAAAAUGCCAGCAUAAUAAGCUUCUUGAAUUGGAGUAAAUCAUCUUGGCAUGUUCAUUUCUGAUUGUUUGCAAAGAUUCUAGUAAAAAUACUUGAGCUUGACAGUCAUUGAUGUGUUGUUUUUAGCCACUGAGUGGAUCGGGAAGUCCAGGAGAUCAUGGGGAGCGUGUGUGACUCAGAUCUUUGGAGCCAUUGGACAGUCUGUCCUUGCUGGUAUGAUCUACUUCAUCCGAGACUGGAGACUGGCUCAACUAGUCACAGCAGCUCCUCUUGCAGUUGUUGGUGUUUACAUAUGGUGUGCGCUCUUUCUAUUUAACUCCUGUGAUUUGACACUGAGUAAGAGUUUAUUAAUAUGUGUCUUUCUUUCUUUCUUUCUGACAGGUUUAUUCCAGAGUCAGCCAGGUGGUUAUUGGAAAGAGGACGUGUAGAAGAGGCUAAACAAUUGAUAACCAAAGUGGCAGCAAUCAAUAAAUGCCCUGUUUCAGAGUCUCUGCUGGAAAAGGUCCUGACACUGCACAGACACAGUUUAUUACUUCUGCAUCCUAAUGUUUACAUACAACCUAAACAAGAGAAAAGUUAAGACAUGGUUAGGGUUAGGAAAAUCAUGAUAUGUUUCCACUGGGAGAGACUGUGACCAGUUUGUCUUUCACAGACUGUGGGCCUGUUUCCAUUAUCAGCAGCUUUUGUACUUCUAGUGAAUAUGUCCUUUGAAAAUACAAUGCAGACGAUUUUGUUCUUGUUGUUGUUGUUGUUGUUGUCAUACUCUCAGCUGAAAUUAGUUCAGCUUUGUCAUCAGCAGGUGAGAAGGUCUGUACAGACUACUUAGUCCACAGGGGAACCAAAACAAAUACAAAUUAAGAGUUCCUCAUGGGAGCUUUAAGGACCGCUGCAAAAUAUUAAAAUCAAAAUUAAAGCGUUUGAAUAACCUCUACAUUUCUGGAUUAUGAAGGAUAACAGUCUCAAAAAUGUACUAUUCAAUGGUAUUAAGGCAUUGGUUAAUUUCAAGAUUGAGUUAUUGCAAAUCCCAUAGAUAAAAGAAUAUUUAAAUUAUGAUAUAUUUUGAGUUUUAUUUGUCGAUGCAUAAGAGACUGGCCUUACUUAAGUCAAUAUGCUUAGGUAUCAGACACUGUUUUAUUUCACUUUAGUGUAAGACAGGAAAAUAAAAUCUUAUUCUCACUAUUCUCAUUCUUUUGUUUAACAUGAAUUUAUUUGAAGACUCCCAUCAUACCACAUCACUUACUGUAACUCAUGUCUACCAUGUGGCUUUGAACUUGGCAUAAAACACUGAUCGACUGGACUGAACUUUGUUGUGUCAAGUUGUUCAGGAGACAGAGAAAAAUAGCUUGCUUAAAGUUUUAAAGAUAAAACAGAGUUGAUAGCCUCCUUUUCAUAAUGUUAAAAAAACUAGAUAUUUAUUUUUUCAGUGAGGCUGUUGGCUCUCAUGAUAUGCUAACAUUAGCAAGCGUUGCCAUGAUGUUGUGUCCAACUCCUUUGUGUUACAGAUUGUUGAGAAAGAAACGGAAACAAAGAGAGGCAUAAUAGCUUUGAUGAAAUCAGCUGUCCUUAGGAAGAAUUUCUUUACACUUAUACUGGGAUGGUGAGUUACAUUUUCGACUCCACAUUACUCUACAGCAUUAAUUGUUCUUUUUUCUUGUAAGUCCUAAUACUGAUUUUCUCUGAAUCUCUUUAGGUUCUCGUUAAAUCUCACCUACUACUGCCUCUCCUUAAAUGUGGGAAAUUUAGGCUUGGAUGUCUUUUUGACGCAGUUCAUGUUUGGUGUGACUGAACUACCAGCUCACAUACUUUGCAUUUGGCUGUUAGAGGCAGUGGGGAGAAAAGUGUCACUGAUGUCGACGCUCCUAAUUGGAGGACUCUUGUGUUUAUCAAUUGUCGCUGUUCCUCAAGGUAAAGUGCAGCAGUCAUCGCUCUGGUCAUUUUCAUCAGAGUUCAAUUACAAUUGUAUAAAUUUAUGUAUGAUUUUUUUUUUCUACUUCAUUGGCACAAUUUUUUUCUGAUUUAACACCACGGCUGUAUCAUUAAUUCUACCAUUAAAAUCAUUAUACCAUAUUCAUUAGCUUGGUAAUAGCUUACCUCUUUGUCUUGCUGCACCAACAGGUUAAUUUUUUUGUUUAUCGUAUAAUCACUAAAAUAGUUGGAUCUACUAUGAAAUAUGCAACUAACAUCCUUCUUUUCCACCUGUCUGAAAAAUGAUACAUUUUUCAAAAUUUCCUCUGAUGGCUUUAAACCACAUUUAUCUAACUCUGUGUUUUCUGUUCAAGACGAUGCUGUUGCAGUCACAGGGUUGGCAAUCUCAGGUCGCUUCUUUGCAAACUGGGCCGGAUCUGUCUGCAACGUGUAUGUUCAGGAGCUGUUCCCAACAUCUCUCAGGUAAGUCCGUCUGUCACUGUGGUUAAGAUUAACCACUGCAGGCUCCUCCAGGAGCCACAACAUGAGUACAAAAACGGGUCAAAUAUUACAAAAACAUGUGCGAACAUAGUUGUUAAGUACAGGAAUCUGGAUGGUGGUGACAACACUACAGGAAACCAGGAUGUUUGUCUUUGACUUGCUGUGCUCUGGAGGUGUAGGAUAUUGGACUUGAAACUAUUUUGUCCUCUUUUGUAGCUGAUCCCUGAAUGUGGGUCAAUUUAAUCGCUGUUGCUUCAGUGUUUACCAUCUGUGUUUAAUUAUGACAGUCAAACUUAUCAAACAUAUAAAGGUUUGUAUUGUUGUACUGGUUUUAUGGCUCUCGGACAGAUAAUGCUGCAGUUUGAAGGUUUUGAUCUAAAGGUGGUGAUAAAGAAAUGCACCGAUCUAUGCCAUUAUGCAACGUCUUAUCUCCACUGGUCCUACAUUCAGACUGAACAGCUGAGAGAACUUCAUUAUAAUCUAACUAGAUAAAGAACAGCGCUUUAUCUCAGAGGUAAAAAAUGAAUCAAAUCUCUCUGAUGUGCACAUCUGAGCUAUGUGGUUCUGUUUCAGACAAACAGCCUCUGGUUUGGGCUCCAUUGCGAGCAGAGCUGGGGGCUUACUGGCCCCAUUACUAAACAUGUUGGCAGCUUACCACCGGGCCAUACCCAUCAUUGUUUUCAGCAGCCUAACACUGAUCAGUGGAGCCCUUGGUUUCAUGCUUCCUGAGACCAGGAGGAAAGAACUGCCAGACUCAACCGAUGAGGCUGAGGGCAACAGGUGAGCUGGAAGCCGAUUAUCAUGUCCCGGUAACACGAUGAUAGAUGUUUUACUGAUGUGUGUUGUUCACUGUGUUUUAUUGUGGUUAUGCAUGAAAAAAACUGUUGACCCAUUUUAGAGGAAAUCUAACAUCUAAUAGAGAGCUCCUGACUGUUGAAGUCAUGACUGCAUGUUUGUUUUAAAGAAAAUAAAGUGCUCAAAUUUUGCUCAGUUAAAUAUUAAAAUAAAGUAACCAAUGUUUAUAGCAAUACUGUCUUUGAGCAUCUCCAAAGAAGAAGUAAAUCCGCUGUUGAUGAUUAUUUAUGAGAGGUUUACUCCAUCCGCCCAUAAAGUAGUAAUAAAGUGCUACACAUUAUCCUGAAAAUAAUCAUCACAUCACGUGACAGACUGCCAAACAGCUGAUAUUCAGUUUUUGUGCUAAGAGCAUCAAAACGACAUGACCUGCUGUUGACUGAAACUGAUAAUUUACCUGUUUUUAUUCCUUUCUCCCACAGAAAAGAGACCACAUUCAAGAUCAAAUAUGAAUCAGAUGAGUCUUCACGAAGCAAAUCUACUAAACUAUAG
Messenger RNA from Xyrichtys novacula (pearly razorfish), 13483 nucleotides. NCBI's taxonomy places the organism in Eukaryota, Metazoa, Chordata, Actinopteri, Labriformes, Labridae. The record is from the annotation of a GenBank genome assembly.